This is a messenger RNA of Mangifera indica (mango), 1365 nucleotides long. Its product is annotated as protein YIPF1 homolog. The transcript is spliced from 6 exons. Gene Ontology annotation, cellular component: membrane; Golgi apparatus. Lineage: Eukaryota; Viridiplantae; Streptophyta; Magnoliopsida; Sapindales; Anacardiaceae. Gene Ontology annotation, molecular function: small GTPase binding. Bases 268 to 1077 code for a protein of 269 amino acids. Gene Ontology annotation, biological process: vesicle-mediated transport. The record is from RefSeq and is a predicted model, not a curated record.
AAACGCCUCUGCCCAAACUCAAUCGUGGACGUGGAGUAAACGCUUCUCAUUUUCUUUACCUUAUCGGAGCCAAAACCGGUCAGUGAGGAAGUCAGCUUCUCUCUUUUUCGUCUAGUCUGUUAACUUCCACACUACGAAAAACCUCAACAUCAAAAUCACUCGAUUCUCGAUCCACUUCAAUUUCUCAAAUCCACGAUGCUUUUCUGAGCUAAACUUCUAUCGACAACACCAACAAGUUUUUAUUCUUAAGUUUCGAUCUCUACCUCCAUGGACGACUCCUACAAUAAUAUCUCUUCAAGCCACUUGCUUGGUUCAGUUCCCGCGGUUGUUGCUGAAGAAAAUAAAAACACAAACUAUGAGGUCCCUGAAGCUAAUAUGCAGACAUUUCCCCCAAAUAAUGGAGGAGCAAGUAGGCAAGGUUAUCAAACUCUUGGAAGUCCACCUGAAAGCUUUGAGCAACAACCAGCAAACAAUUGGAGGGGAGUAUUUAGUGUCGCAUCAUACCAGCAAUAUUUUAAUGUGGAUACAGAUAUUGUCAUGAACAGAUUGAUGAGUUCCUUGUACCCCUUUACUGGAGAUUUUUUCAGCAAGAUUGAAGCCAACCCUGAUCUAUAUGGGCUUAUCUGGAUCUCCACUACAUUGGUAUUUGUGCUAGCUUCACUUGGAAACUGUGCCACAUACCUCAUGGAAAAACAUACUAGCAGCAGUACUUCUUGGAGCUUUGAUGUCAGCUAUGUAAAUAUGGCAGCAAGUGUUACCUACGGUUAUGCCAUUUUGGUGCCCCUGGCAUAUUACUUUUUGAUAAAGUAUAUGGGUUCAAAUGCUAGCCUUGUUCGAUUUUGGUGCCUGUGGGGAUACUCUCUCUUCGUCUUUAUUUUGAGCUCUUUUUUACUUCUUAUUCCUGUCGAGUUUCUCCGGUGGAUCAUCAUACUUCUUGCCGGGACCGUCUCAUCUUGCUUUGUCGCAUUAAAUCUGAAAUCUUAUAUAGAGGGGAAUGACCUCACAAUACUGGUGGUUGCUUCAUUUUUUCUGCAAAUGGCUCUGGCAGUCUUCAUCAAGGCCUGGUUCUUUCCAUAGCCCUUAGUCUCCGAGGUCCAAUUUUGAACCUGCUGUGUGCUUCUUCCUGGGAACCGUAUGAUAUCCUUUGAAACUUGGUUCGGAAGCAUUUAUUUCUGUAUGUUUUGAGAUAGGUGAUUUGAAAUGGUCACAUUGUAGUUCAGUUAAAAGAGUUUGAAACAUGCUACAUUAAAAGAGUCUGAACGAGUGAAUUCUUGUACUAAUUUUGCAUGGAUGGUGUUGGACUACAGCCUUUAGAAGCCCAACAUGACACAUAUUACUUAGGAGUAAUAUUAGAUCUUCGAAUUU